This is a messenger RNA of Phalaenopsis equestris, 1003 nucleotides long. Its product is annotated as ethylene-responsive transcription factor 2. The transcript has a single exon. The coding region runs from base 114 to 872 and encodes 252 amino acids. Gene Ontology annotation, biological process: regulation of DNA-templated transcription; ethylene-activated signaling pathway. The record is from RefSeq and is a predicted model, not a curated record. Lineage: Eukaryota; Viridiplantae; Streptophyta; Magnoliopsida; Asparagales; Orchidaceae. Gene Ontology annotation, molecular function: DNA binding; DNA-binding transcription factor activity.
GUUCAACCAUUAUAAAUCCCACCCGAUAUCUCCACCACUCCCUUCCAACCUGAAUCCAAUUCUUACACUCACUGGACGUGAUCGGAAACCCUAACAAGAUUGCAAAACCAAAAAUGCACAAUACCACUUUGGACGCCAUCCGGCAUCACCUCCUCGACGAUCCUGAAGUCCCAUCCUCCGCCGCUACUUCACCUUCACCUCCGACCUACCUUCGCACCUCAAGCUUCGGCCGCUUCGUCGCCGAUCACUGGAUCGACCUCCCCUUCCGCCCAGACGACUCCGACGACAUGGUCGUCUACCUCGCCCUCCACGACGCUUUCAGCAACGGUUGGAUUCCCGCACUCCCCUGCUCCGGUGGCGCCGUUCAGUCACCGCUGGAGAAGCCGAAUUCACCAGAUCCGGAGACCCCGCCGGAGAAGGAGAAGCACUACCGCGGCGUGAGGCGGCGGCCGUGGGGCAAGUUCGCGGCGGAGAUUAGGGAUCCGGCCAAGAACGGUGCUAGGGUUUGGUUGGGAACAUUUGAGACGGCGGAAGAAGCUGCGCUCGCAUACGAUCGCGCCGCUUAUCGGAUGCGUGGAUCCCGUGCGCUUCUCAAUUUUCCACUUCGGAUCGGAAGCGAAAACGGGGCCGGCGAAUCGCCGGCGAAGCGUGCGAUUUCUGUAUCAUCGCCUUCCUCUUCCUCGUCUUCUUCGUCUAAUUCGUUUUCGUCUUCUUCAUUGUCGUCUCAAUCGACGACUUCGGUGAAGCGGAGGAGGAGAGGACAGGCGGCAGCGUUGAGUGUGGGCCCGGAUUCGCCGGCGGCGGUUUAUUCUCCGGCACCGGUACCGGUUCAAUUUCCGGCUCAGUGGCAUCCCGACGAGAUGAGUGGUUGAGCCACUGGCAGAUGUCGGUCAGAAGUUUCGUGUUUGUCAUCUCAGUGCGUAUAAAGCUGAAGCGAUGCCUUUUGUGCCUCUAGAUAUUGGGCGAACAAUGAAAAGUUUAGGAGGGGCAAAUUGCAAAAAAA